Gadus macrocephalus (Pacific cod) is the source of this 1878-nucleotide messenger RNA. It is a transcript of the gene samsn1a, whose product is annotated as SAM domain, SH3 domain and nuclear localisation signals 1a. The record is from RefSeq and is a predicted model, not a curated record. Bases 110 to 1165 code for a protein of 351 amino acids. NCBI's taxonomy places the organism in Eukaryota, Metazoa, Chordata, Actinopteri, Gadiformes, Gadidae. The transcript is spliced from 8 exons. Gene Ontology annotation, molecular function: protein binding.
AGGCUGACAUCAAGGCAGAUCUGCUGUUCAAACAUUUCCUACCAGUACAAUUCAAGAAGCGAGAACAAAAACAAGAGCCAGUAUAAUUUACAGUUAAAUAUAAUACAAAAUGCUACAAAGGGCUGCCUCAAAUGUUUCAGAUAAAACCAAGAGCCACAAACCAAAGCGCUCCACCAGCUUUGGGAGGUUCGAGGGCCUCAGAAACCCACUAUCACACUCCAAGCUGGAGGAGAAUGGUACCGCAAUGAUUAAAGAAGAAUUGGACGGUUUGGAAUCCAAUAAGUCAGCUGGACUGAGCAAGAAGAUGAAGGCGAUUUCACUGACCAUGCGCAGAAAGAUGGGCAAGAAGCAUCAGAAGGCAUGCUUUGAAGAGAUGGGUGAUGACACAGACAGAGAGCCAGAUGGAGAGGCAGAGAGUUGUACUCAAGAGAAAGCUUCUUCGAAGACCAGGAACUCUUUAGAAAGUCUCUAUAGUGGCCAGAGCUCUUCCAGUUCAGGUGGGGUAACCACUGAGUCCAAUGGCUCCAAGAGAAACAGUCUUCGACUGGAGGAGGACGGAUCCUACCCAGGACAGUUCUGUGGCCGAGCCCGAGUCCAUACAGACUUUGUGCCCAGCCCGUAUGACACGGAUUCCCUCAACCUCAAGGCUGGUGAUAUCAUCAGCGUCAUCAGCAAGCCUCCGAUGGGGAUCUGGACGGGCAUGCUCAACAACAAAGUGGGCAACUUCAAGUUCAUCUACGUGGAUGUUUUGGUCGAAAAGGAGAAAGAGGAGGAGGCCCCGAAGAUCAGACAACAGAAGCUGAGCAGAAGGCCAAGGCCCAACACCCUGCUGGAGCUGCUGGAGCAGCUUCAUUUACAGGAGUACGCCUCAGCCUUGCUUCUGAACGGUUACCAGACGGUGGAUGACCUGAUGCAUCUAAAGGAGAAACACCUGAUAGAGCUGAAUAUCAAAGACCCUGAGCACAGACGCAGGCUGCUAGCUGCAGCGGACUGCUGCUACACAGAAGGUGAUGGGCAGAGAGCGGCGGAGGAGGGGAGAUCUACCUGUGGUCUGCCAGAGGAGGACAUGGAGGGUCUCCGGGACUCCGGCUGCUUCAUCCCCUCAGAGGGCUCCGACCCCCUGAAGGAGGAGGGAGACCCUGCCCCCAGCACGGCGGAGGGCUAGCCUGGGUCAGCACGGCCGCCCCCCCAUGGAGGUCUUGAUGUCAUUAUGACAUUCUGGGAUGUCAUUGAACACAUUGAAUCAAACCCAGAGUCCCUGAGUCCCUUAGUAAGGGCGAGGUGGUGAAUUUGGUUCUGAUAUGCGCCCAACAAAGGGGUAUAACAUUCCUGGACAGUGCUUUAUUUUGCCAGGGUAAAAAAGGCCCCUUCUAAAAUAAAUUAAAAUAAGUUCUGCAUCGUGAUAUUAGUAGGUGAAAAACUGAGGACAACAUACUUCUCUUGACCUGGGAUUUUUGAUACCUUACAUUGCUCAGAAAAGUAAAAUUAUUAACGGAUCUACUUGUAUAUAAUGUAUAUAUAUAUAUAUAUAAUAUAUAUAUAUAAAUGCAGGGCUUUCUUUUUAUAAAGCCUUUAUCAUAAUCAUAUUUUUUUACUACCUCAAUGAAGGCAUUGUGAGGUAGUUACUAAUGUAAAGUUUUCGUUUCCCAUUAUUACAUUUCUAAUUGAAAUAAAGAAUGGAACCAGAAAAAGGAACUUUUGCAAGACUCUCUCUCUCUCUCUCUCUCUCUCUCUCACUCACUCACUCACUCACUCACACGCUCUCACGCUCACUCUCUCUCCCUUUACUACAUUACCCACAAUCCCUGUGUUUUAAGAUUCAUCACUCUCCUCACUGUUUUGUUAAUUAAAGCAAUAAAAUAAUAAAUAAGAAAAGUA